CCAAGAUCAUUUAUUGUGCGAAUUUAAAGGCAUAUCGUGCCCGUUGUGGCGUUGUUGACAAGGGUCUGAGGAAUGCGUUGUAGGAGCGUCAUUAUUGUGUUGUCGAGUGUAAGAAGCUGAUUGGCUGUUCCAGUGUGACGGGGGUUCUUGUCCCAGAUCGCAGGGGUUAGACAAUAAGAAUCCAAACAGCAGCAUUUCCAUUAAUAACAGAGCAUAGAUGGUAUUUCUAUCUCUCUGUGGUUUCAAGUAGCUGGCGCUGUCACAAAAACAGCUGUUCUAAUUAUAUCAGACGACUCGAAUAAUUCUUCAUAUUUAUUCAGUCACUUAGACAAAUCAAAUACAUCCCAGAAAAAAAGAAAAAAAUAUUUUUUUUCGGAAAGAAAUGGUGAUGGAGAAGCCCAGUCCCCUGCUGGUAGGGCGGGAGUUUGUGAGACAGUAUUACACACUGCUCAAUAAAGCACCAGACUUUCUGCACAGAUUUUAUGGACGAAACUCAUCCUACGUCCAUGGCGGACUGGAUUCGAAUGGGAAACUUUCAGAGGCAGUCUAUGGGCAAGCAGAGAUACACAAAAAGGUUAUGUCCUUGCAGUUCAGCGAAUGCCACACUAAAAUCCGGCAUGUGGAUGCCCAUGCCACGCUGAGUGAUGGUGUGGUUGUUCAGGUGAUGGGAGAGCUUUCCAAUAAUGGACAGCCCAUGAGGAAAUUCCUACAGACAUUUGUGCUGGCCCCAGAGGGUUCUGUCGCAAAUAAGUUUUAUGUCCACAACGACAUCUUCCGAUAUGAGGAUGAGGUCUUUGGGGACUCUGAGGCUGAGCUUGAUGAAGAAAUCGAAGAAGAGACUGAUGAGCCAGAAGACAGACAACCAUCGCCUGAACCCCCAGACAGUCCCAGUAAUGCCAACUGCUAUGAACCCCAUCCUGUGAGCUGUAACAAUGGUGUGGAAGAAGCUCAUGAGGAAGCAGUUAUGGACCUAGAGUCUGAAGUUGCUCCAGAUCCCAAGAUUGAAGAGCCCAAGCUCAAGGUAGAGGAGAAGGUUGUAGAGGAGUUUGAGGAGAAAGCCCUGUCUCCUGUUCCACUGGAAUCACCUCCCAACAUACAAGAACCGCCAAAAACCUCUUCUUGGGCUUCUGUAACCAGCAAAAAUCUGCCUCUUAGUGGAACUGUUCCAUCUGCUGGAGGUCAACCACAUGUUGUUAAAGCACCAAACACACAGCCCAGAGUUGAGACCAAGCCAGAGGUGUCGUCAGCUUCAAUCCGUCCACGUGACCAGCGGAUCCGUGACAGACCUCCAGUAACCUCAAGAGGGCCUAGAUCUGAUGGUGUCUCAUCCUCUGAACCUCAAGCUGGAAAACCACAUUUUAGCUUUGUAAAUAAAGGAAGGGCUGAUGAGUCGAGUGAAAUGGACAGUAGGAGGGUGGCGUAUCCAGACAGUCAUCAACUGUUUGUUGGAAAUCUCCCUCAUGACAUUGAUGAGAGUGAACUCAAAGACUUCUUCAUGACUUUUGGAAAUGUUGUUGAGUUGCGAAUCAACACCAAAAGCACUGGAGGAAAGAUUCCCAACUUUGGCUUCGUUGUCUUUGAUGACUCAGAGCCAGUGCAAAGAAUUUUGGGAGUCAAGCCAAUCAUGUUCCGUGGAGAAGUUCGUCUGAAUGUUGAGGAGAAAAAGACGAGAGCGAUGCGUGAGAGGGAAACCCGAAGUGGAGGAGGAGACGAUCGUCGAGAUGUAAGGCGCAGUGAUCGGGGGCCUGGUGGUCCGCGGGGCAUCGCUGGAGGAAACAUGAUGCGAGAGCGAGACGGCAGAGGCCCGCCUCCACGUGUUGCCACUGUACCCAAGCCAGGCUUGGCUUCCGGAAGGGGCUCGGGUUCCAAUGAGAGCCGUUUUACUGCUCAGAGGCGUUGAGAGGAGCUCCCCCUGUAGUUUGGAAGUAGUACGAUCUUCAUUUAUUCUGAUAUUGAGAAGUCUAUGUAAAAAGCAUAUACAUACUUCAGGUUUUUUUUUUUUUUUUUUUUUUUUUUUUAUAAUCUUUUUGUUUUACACUUGCAUUUUUGCCUUUGGAAUGUCUGCUGUUUCCGGUGAAGCAGUUCAACGACUUGAACAACCUAAUGACUCAUAACACACUAUUCACUUUAAAUUAGAAUCGUGCUGCAAAUCCUCUGGUUUGUAAUUAUCAAAUGGAAACAUUUGCAAACUUUGUGGGGA
This is a messenger RNA of Danio aesculapii, 2200 nucleotides long. RefSeq names its product ras GTPase-activating protein-binding protein 2-like. Gene Ontology annotation, cellular component: cytosol; ribonucleoprotein complex. Lineage: Eukaryota; Metazoa; Chordata; Actinopteri; Cypriniformes; Danionidae. Gene Ontology annotation, molecular function: mRNA binding. The record is from RefSeq and is a predicted model, not a curated record.